Molecule: messenger RNA, 1633 nt
Organism: Paramecium octaurelia
Lineage: Eukaryota; Ciliophora; Oligohymenophorea; Peniculida; Parameciidae
Source: the annotation of a GenBank genome assembly
AUGAAUAUAAAAGUUAAGUUUCCCAAUGGGCAUUUCUUGGAGUUCUAAUGUCCAGACUAUUGGACUACUGAAUAAGUAUACCUUAACUUUAUUCUAGAUUCGAUAUUUCUCUGCCAAAAACUAAUCUUUCUAUGAUCCAGAUGCAAUUAAAUUAUAUCAUGGUGGCGUGGAAUUGUAUGGCAAUGAGAAGUUACUCGAAAUCGCAAAAAAAUAAGAGCAAAUUGUAUUCUUAACAGUAAUUGGCACUAAAAAAUAACACCCACAACCAAAUAAAUAAUUACUCUAUCAAGAAUACACUAAAAAUAUUCAAAGAGGAUUGGUAUUCAAUUAAUUAAAUGUGUCCAAUUUCCAACCCAUUAUUUCGCAAAUGCCAAUAUUGGGAUUGAAAUUUUAGUAAAACUCUGAUGAGAAAAUUGAUAAAACACCACAAUAAUAAUAAUAAAGAAGAAAUGGUAAUCAUUUAUUAAUAAAUCAGAUGACAAAGACUCCCCUAUAUAGUAAGAGAUAUAUUUCCAUUUCAAAAUGAUUUGUUAUAUCGGAGUAUUCUAUGCUUUAUUUAGCUCCUACUUUAAAGGUUAGAAUUACUAUUAUUUAUUGGCCAUUAUUGGAAUAUUCUAUUGGACCAAAUAUUAGGAAUUUAAGGCACAAUUGAGAGAAUAAUAGCAAUAAUUAUAGAGAUAAUAAUAACAACAACAAUAAAGAGACAUCAACUAAAACUAAGAAACACGAUAGUAAUAAUAAUAGCAACAAUAACAAUAAUAAUAACAAUAAUAAUAACAAUAACAAUAACAAUAGUAAUAACAAUAACAAUAACAAUAACAAUAGUAAUAACAAUAAUAAUAACAAUAAUAAUAAAAAUAUAAUUAAAAAAAUACUACUAAAGUACAACCUGAUGUUAAUUAAUAUUCAGAUGUAAAAUUAGAAUAAUAAUUUGAAUAAUAAGAAAAAUUUGAUGAUUUAGAUAUAUUUAAUGACCAGGACAACGAAUUAGAUUUGUAAUUGGAAACUUAAGAACACCUGUAGGAUUUUUUGAUUAGACAGGCUAAACUAUUGCAAGCUUAAGAAUUAUCAAGAGAUCUCUAAUAAAAUAAAACAGAAAUAAAAGAAACUAAGCAGGAAACAAACAAUUAAGACAAUGAAAGUUAAAACAUAAUUAAAAAAGAAAAACAACAAAACGAAUUUUAGAAUAAUUAAGAAAAAAUAGAGGAAGAAUUGGUAUUUGAUGAAAAAUAACUUCAUGAAAAUAUUUAAGAACCACCUAAGAUAGAAAAUGCUUAGCAAAAUAAAGAGAUUUAAAUAGAUGAACCAUAGAUUGAAUCGUAAAAUAAAGAGUAAAGAGAAAUGGAUGUUCAACAAGAAAAAUAAGAUGCUAAAGAAAAUACCUAAGAAAUAUAAUUUGAAAAAUAGCCAAAUGCUGAAUAGGAUGAAGAGCCUGAAUUAGAGGAAGAAAUGCGAAGACUUAAAUAAUAACUAUAAAGUAAUCCUUUUUAUUUAUAUAUAUAUUAGAUUAGAAGAUGACAAUAACUUCAUUUUUUAAAGCUAUUUUUGAGUUAAUCUACUGUUAUAUAAUGUCUUUAUUUCCAUUUUGGCAUGUUGGAUUGUAUCAAUAAGAAUGAAUUAAUUUAAUAUAAAU